This is a messenger RNA of Vigna umbellata (rice bean), 813 nucleotides long. Its product is annotated as large ribosomal subunit protein uL11. Gene Ontology annotation, biological process: translation. Gene Ontology annotation, cellular component: cytosolic large ribosomal subunit; ribosome. NCBI's taxonomy places the organism in Eukaryota, Viridiplantae, Streptophyta, Magnoliopsida, Fabales, Fabaceae. Gene Ontology annotation, molecular function: structural constituent of ribosome; large ribosomal subunit rRNA binding. The record is from RefSeq and is a predicted model, not a curated record.
UUCUCUUCCCUCUGCUUCGCCUCAUUCUCACUCGCAAACCCUAACACUCCUUCUUCCUCUUCUAUUACUGCAACACAAUGCCGCCGAAGUUUGACCCAUCCCAGGUCGUCGACGUUUUCGUCAGAGUCACCGGUGGCGAGGUCGGAGCGGCGAGUUCGCUCGCUCCUAAGAUCGGUCCUCUCGGUCUCUCCCCCAAGAAGAUCGGAGAAGACAUCGCCAAGGAAACUGCCAAGGACUGGAAGGGCCUCAGAGUGACCGUCAAGCUCACCGUGCAAAACCGUCAGGCCAAAGUCACGGUGGUUCCCUCUGCCGCGGCGCUCGUCAUCAAGGCCCUUAAGGAGCCCGAGCGCGACAGGAAGAAGACCAAAAACAUUAAGCAUAAUGGAAACAUCUCUCUCGAUGACGUCAUUGAGAUCGCGAGGGUUAUGAGGCCUAGGUCUAUGGCGAAGGACCUUAGCGGCUCGAUUAAGGAGAUUCUCGGAACUUGCGUCUCCGUGGGAUGCACAGUUGAUGGAAAGGAUCCUAAGGACUUGCAGCAGGAGAUCACUGAUGGUGAUGUUGAGGUCCCUCUUGAUUGAGGAGGAAGAAGGCUUUGUUACUCUUUUUUCUCUUACCUCUGUUUGUUUCGUGUUUCUUUUUAUUAUAUAAAUUUGGGGAAACUAUUGAACUUUUUGUUUAAGUUUAUUUAAUGUUUUGGAUAAUUUAGAUGAUUUCGAGAGAUCUUAUCAUGGGCUUAUUAGUUUACAUCUGCUCAUAAAAUGAUAUGUUUUUCGUUAUAAUUUUGUCAAUGGAUUGUAGUCGAUUUUGCGUAUA